This is a messenger RNA of Perkinsus marinus ATCC 50983, 431 nucleotides long. Its product is annotated as lipid a export ATP-binding/permease protein msba, putative. Gene Ontology annotation, cellular component: membrane. The annotation marks the transcript as partial. The record is from RefSeq and is a predicted model, not a curated record. Gene Ontology annotation, biological process: transmembrane transport. Gene Ontology annotation, molecular function: ATP binding; ABC-type oligopeptide transporter activity. The transcript is spliced from 3 exons. Lineage: Eukaryota; Perkinsozoa; Perkinsida; Perkinsidae.
UGCUCCUCAUCAUUUUCGGCACCGUCGACGCCUUGCUGGACUUCUGGUGCGUUUUCCUAUUCUCCCUGGUCCAGCAGCGGAUCGUCCGAGAUUUGAAGCAAGAUCUGUUUGCCAGUCUCCUCGGCCAACCGCUCACUUUCUUCGACGUCAAUGACAGUGGGGAGCUAAUGAGCAGAAUUACGAGCGAUACGGGACAGAUGGCAAACGAUCUUUCAUGGGUGUUUCGGUUUUCCAUUGAAGCGGUUGUUCGCAUUUGUGGCGUGGCUGGAUACAUGUUCUUCAUGUCGUGGCGUUUGGCGUUGUUGACGACCUGUAUAGUCCCAGUGAAUUCGAUCCUCAAUGUUUAUUAUGGAAAGUGGAUGCAGAAAAAUGCAGUGGAGGUUCAGGACACUCUGGCCUCUGCUAACUCUGAUGCGAAUGAGGUGAACUGA